AUGAAGGUGUCCGUGGUUCUCACUCUCAUUGGCUACCUGGUGGUUCCAAGUGGCGCUGCUGUUUUGGGGCGCUGUGUGGUGGCUAAGAAGCUCCACGAAGGAGGCCUGAGUAAUUUUGAGGGCUACAGCCUUGAAAACUGGGUGUGCCUGGCUUAUUUUGAGAGCAAGUUCAACCCCGAGGCUAUCUAUGAGAACACGCAUGGGGGCUACACCGGCUUCGGCCUCUUUCAGAUCCGCGACAAUGACUGGUGCGACAGAGGCAAGAACCUCUGCCACGAGUACUGCUCUGCUUUACUGAAUCCGAAUUUAAAGAAGACAAUUGAAUGUGUCAAGAAAAUUGUAAAAGAAAAAGAAGGGAUGGGAGCAUGGCACUCCUGGUCCCUGAACUGUCAGAACUCAGACACUCUGGCGAGGUGGUUGGACGGAUGCAAGCUGUAG
Diceros bicornis minor is the source of this 438-nucleotide messenger RNA. RefSeq names its product lysozyme like 4 (gene LYZL4). Gene Ontology annotation, cellular component: sperm flagellum; acrosomal vesicle. NCBI's taxonomy places the organism in Eukaryota, Metazoa, Chordata, Mammalia, Perissodactyla, Rhinocerotidae. Gene Ontology annotation, molecular function: lysozyme activity. Gene Ontology annotation, biological process: fusion of sperm to egg plasma membrane involved in single fertilization. The coding region runs from base 1 to 438 and encodes 145 amino acids. The transcript is spliced from 4 exons. The record is from RefSeq and is a predicted model, not a curated record.